AUGGCAGAAUACAAUGUGAUAAUUACAGCUAAAAGAGAAAGCGUUGCAAGAGACACCAAAGGUGCCAUCACCAUUGACAACAUCAAAGGUCCCAUCACAAUUGACAACACCAAAGGUGCAAUCACCAGUGACAACACCAAAGGUGCAAUCACCAGUGACAACAACAAAGUUACCAUCACCAGUGACAUCAACAAAGGUGCCAUCAACAGUGACAACACCAAAGGUGCAAUCACCAGUGACAAAAUCAAAGUUGGCAUCACCAGUGACAACAUAAAAGGUGCCAUCACCAGUUACAACAACAAAGGUGCCACCACCAGUGGCGAAAACAAAGGGGCCACCACCAGUGACAACAUCAAAGGUGCCAUCACCAGUGACAUCAAAGGUGCCAUCACAAAUGACAACAUGAAAGGUGCCGUCACCAGUUACAACAACAAUGGUGCCACCACCAGUGACGAAAACAAAGGUGCCACCAAGAGUAACAACAUCAAAGGUGCCAUUACUAGCGACAACAUCAAAGGUGCCAUUACUAGCGACAACAUCAAAGGUGCCAUCACCAGGUACAAUAUCAAAGGUGCCAUCACCAGUGACAACACCAAAGGUGCCAUCACCAGUGACAACAACAAAGGUGCCAUCACCAGUGACAACAUCAAAGGUGCCAUCACCAGUGACAACAACAAAGGUGCCAUCACCAGUGACAACAACAAAGGUGCCAUCACCAGUGACAACAACAAAGGUGCCAUCACCAGUGACAACAUCAAAGGUGCCAUCACUAGCGAUAACACCAAAGGUGCCACUAUCAGUUUCAACUUGAAAGGUGCCAUCACUAGCGACAUCAAAGGUGCCAUGACCAGUUACAACAUCAAAGGUGCCAUCACUUGCGACAAUAUCAAAGGUUCCCUUACUAGCGACAACAUCAAAGGUGCCAUAACCAGUUACAACAUCAAAGGUGGCAUCACUAGCGACAAUAUCAAUGGCGCCAUCACCAGUGACAACAACAAAGGUGCCAUCACCAGUGACAACAACAAAUGUGCCAUCACCAGUGACAACACCAAAGGUGCCAUCAACAGUGACAAUCACUGUUGUGAUUGUCACUAUUGA
This is a messenger RNA of Procambarus clarkii (red swamp crayfish), 1098 nucleotides long. Its product is annotated as sericin-2-like. The record is from RefSeq and is a predicted model, not a curated record. NCBI's taxonomy places the organism in Eukaryota, Metazoa, Arthropoda, Malacostraca, Decapoda, Cambaridae.